AUGUAUCGGAUUUCGCAGCAAUCGAUUGACGGAACGCUUUCACAGGACUCUGAAUCCCCAUAUUCUCUCGUCGUGGUCAUAAGGACACACGCCGUCUCAUCGAUGCAGCGCACAACAUUCAAAGGGCUGGCGCAGCGCGUGGUUCGGAAGAUCGGUGAAACUUCCGAAGACGCCGGAAGACUUGCCAAGUUCGAUUGGAGAGGACGGUUUGGUAGGCAGCUCCGGGAACUGUGCAACAUUACGGCCCUCCACGGCUACAGCCAGAUCGUUCGCGAUGGUUACAGUCCGCUGGAGAGGACCGUAUGGUCGUGUGCCGUCGUUGCGUCGACUAUCAGUGCCAUUACGCUGCUAGUGAUUUCCUGGUCCUGGAGCGUGGAAACACCGACCGUUACGGUGACGGAAUCGACGAACUUUCCCACCUGGAAUCUCCCGUUUCCCGCGGUGACGGUAUGCAGUCUCAACCGUAUCUCCGCCGCGGCCGCAUUAGCUCGAGCCACGCUGAUGCAACGUCCGGCUAACAUGACCGCCCUGGAGUUAUCGCGUAUGUUUCGGCUGUUGCUGCAUGUUUCCGGCGUGGGUGGAGGUACGGACCCGGCGCAAUACAGAGUGCUGCACGACAUUCUGCUCUCCAACAACCUGGAGGUGCCGCAAUUGAUGGGCGAGUUCGCGCCGUCCUGUGGCACGCUGUUGGAGCGUUGCAUGUGGAAGGGCACCCAGUGGCGCUGCGACAAUCUGUUCCAGGUCGUGAACAGCACCGAGGGCUUGUGCUGUUCGUUCAACUACUACGGCCUGCGAUACGAUAACUAUCCGAAGAAGAUGACUGUGAGCGUUCCGAGGGAACCAAGGAGGGUGAUGGCCGCCGGCUACCAGACUGGCCUGUCGAUCUUACUGCAGCCAGCAUCCGAUGACUACCACUCCACCGAUGUGGCCUCGUUCGGGUUCAAAGUGCUGAUACACAGCUCCUAUGACUAUCCAGACAACGAUGCGGAGAUCAAGAUCCUCCUGGCGGGUACUGAGUCAUUCGUCGCCCUCCGGCCAACCGCUACGUAUGCCACGGAGGAUGCACUCGGUUUGCCGCCGUCCGUGCGGAAAUGUUACGGUCGUGACGAACGGCACUUGAACGUGCUGCAGCGGUACUCGUACGUGAACUGCAUGGUCGAAUGUCGCGCGGCCAUGAUCCACGCCAAGUGCGGCUGCCUUCCCUACCAACUGCCCAGCAAUGGCACCCUGCGGAACUGCGAGGUUCGGGAUAUGGGUUGCCUGCUGGCUGCGAAGGACCUGUACUUGUCCGCCGUGCCACGUGUGAACAGCACGGUCGAACGGCUGCCGUACGGGAGUCUCGAGCCACCUUGUGGGUGUUUGCCAGCGUGCGACAAAAUACAGUACUCGUCGGAAAUGGUGACGGGUGCGAUGAACCGGAGCUUUUCCUUCAACAGUUUGUCGUUUUUCAAAGACAUUCAGCUGGAAAACCAAAGCCUGGUGCACAUUUUCUUUGCUGACCUCACGGCGACUCACUACCGCACCGACAUCUAUCAGGAUUCCUUGGGCGUUUUGGCAUCCUUUGGUGGCAUAUUGGGUCUGUUUUUGGGCUUCAGCAUCAUAACGGGAUUUGAAAUGAUUUACUUCUUCACCAUUCGCCUGCUGUUCGAUGUUUUGGCGGAGAAAAACAAACCGUUGCAAUAA
Messenger RNA from Anopheles coustani, 1683 nucleotides. Its product is annotated as sodium channel protein Nach-like. The record is from RefSeq and is a predicted model, not a curated record. Lineage: Eukaryota; Metazoa; Arthropoda; Insecta; Diptera; Culicidae. The coding region runs from base 1 to 1683 and encodes 560 amino acids. Gene Ontology annotation, cellular component: membrane. The transcript is spliced from 4 exons. Gene Ontology annotation, biological process: sodium ion transmembrane transport. Gene Ontology annotation, molecular function: ligand-gated sodium channel activity.